GAGAUGCAAGCAUAGGCCUACCACGAACACGUGAACACAUCUCCAAAACGCAACCCAUGUGUACGGUAACCCCCAAGCGUGUUUUGUGUUCUUGAGGUAGCAUGGCCAAGUAUAUCUAAAUUACCGGCACUUACAGCUUGUCUACUUCUCCCCAGCACCGUGUGAAUGUACGGAUACAGGACAUUCCCUGGCUAACCAUGAUACAACUUUGCCAAUUGUUUUUCGCCGUGGGACUCAUAUUGAUGGCACGAGGCAAGAAGUUAAGUGGAGGUGACCUGCCCCCUAUCCCCCACGUCCAACAUCGACCCCUGCCCCCGGCCAUCUGGGGUCACUGGACGAAUUACGGCCCCUGCUCCAGGACUUGUGGCCGGGGGGUGAAGAUGAGGACACGUGACUGUCUGCAGUGGACGGGUGAACGCUAUACCGAGACCCACCUCACCGCUUGUGCCGGCAACAACAUCGACUACAGACUAUGUGAACUUGGGAAGUGUAGCCACGAUGAAGACUUCCGAGCCUACCAGUGUCGCAUUCUCAGCAAGACCCGUCAUGUCGCAGGCCGCAUCCACCAAUGGAUACCCUACGAUGGAGGCAAGCCAUGCGAGCUCAACUGUAAAGCCGUGGGUCGAUCAUACUACUACAGCUUCGGCACCGUUCAGGACGGGACCCUGUGUCUCAACACCAACAACCACGUGUGUGUCCAUGGCCAAUGCAAGUUGAUUGGCUGCGACGAUCACGUGGGCGGCGGGACCCGGAUGGACAUGUGUGGCGUGUGCAACGGAAAGAAUGACACCUGUUCUUUCAUCAAGUCCACAUACAGAACUGAGCUGCCUACUGGGAGGGGGAAGCACCGGGGUUACAAUGAGGUAGUAACCAUCCCACGGGGAUCAACUCACUUCAGCGUGAAGGAGUCCAGUCGCAACCACCUAGCGCUUAUGAAUUCAAAGAACAACUUCGUUCUGAACGGCCACUACACCAUCGCCAGUCCAGGCAUCUACUCUAUUGGCGGCACAGUGGUGACCUACGACCGAGUCAACACUGGGUACGAGGCUCUACAGGGAGACGGGCCCACAUCCGAGGACUUACACGUUAUGUUGAUGUACAGAGAACAGAACCGAGGGGUUAACUACGAGUUCUGGGUGCCUGGAAUACCGUCUCUAGAACUCCUUAACAUGACGUUCUUGAGAUUCGACAACGCCAUCCCCGUGGACGCGGUGACUGACGUGGAGACGACAACGACGCGCUACACCGUCCCGCCAAGUCCCUCCAGGAAGACCACGUUGUCGGACAACCAGAUCUGGGACAUCGUCAUGUCGGAGAUGGACAACGGGGGGAAGGUGACGAAGCAGUACGACCUCGGCAACGGGGGCAGAGUGACGAAACAAUACCACGGCGACAGGAUUCAGAGAACACAUGGUAAAUCUAAGACUUUGGAUAAACGGAAGAAUGCUACAAAAGAAAAAGUGAGGCAGGAUCGACUGGCGAGGAAGAAGUUGAAGAAGAAGAGUAAGAAGAAGAAGAGGAAGUUUCUGAGCAAAAGUCAGUGCCCAACGUGCAAGAAAAUCCAGAAUCGAAAAAAACAGUUCUGUGCAAGUGAUUUUGUGUCCAAAGCGCGAGUGAACGGAUUUGAAGUGUUUGGGAACGCUACCCGUUACGACAUCAGCAUCAUGUACACCUACAGGAACAUCGUCCCCCUCCUCCACAGGGAGUACAUCUGGGUGUACAACAUCUGCAAGUGUCCGCGCCUGCGCACUGGGAGAGAGUACAUCCUGAUGGGGAUGAUGGAGCAUCAUGGUCAGAGGGAGAUCCGCUUGUCUGUCUCCCCCAACAGCUACGUCAGGAAGUUUUCAUUUAAACAAGACAUCCGAAUGCAGAAAUUAAAACGGAAAAGAUCAAAAUGUAAAAAGAAGAAAAGGGCAUUUUAGAUAGUUAUUAUGGUUUUAAAUAAAUGAAUACAUUAUGUUGGCGACAGUUAAACAUUUAUUGAUACAUUGACCAUUAAAUGGCAGUUCUGACAUAUCAUGCGACCUGAUGACUAUUUCCGUUACCGACAACCAAUGGAGACACCGGAGCCAGUUGCCUAAGGCAACGCAACUCGAUUUGAAGAGUUACGCCCCUUAGUUGCCUCAAUCGGCUGGUCGUUCAGGGUGGCCCAGCCGUCUGAGGCGCCGCACUUCGCUGUGCAGAGUUGCGUUCCCCUGGGCAUACCUGAAAAUUAUGACCGGGGUUCGUUCUGAUUAUGUUUCUAGGUUUGUCAGCACCAUACCCCUGCUCGUGGGUUUCAUCAAAGUGGUACACGUCUAAGAUCUGCAUCACUUCGGGUUUUCCUCCCACCUCAAACCGUAAUGUAACUGGUAUACUCAUUCAGACUGUAACGAUUCACCAUCAGUAUUGUGAUGCCUUAAGGCACGACUAGGAGGUUAAACCUCGAUACAAUACGACAAGUAAGGAACACCCACAAAGGCUGCAAUACCGAUCAGCUGUGACAGAUUAACUAUGGUCAUAUGAAAAAAUCGGAUGUUCUUUAACUUCAUUUGAGUAGUAUAUCUGGACAUGUAUUACUGUGUGUACAGUUAUUGUAAAAUGCUACCCUCUGGCUGUUUAUGCAGGUGCCCUGAAAUCAGAGGCAAUCGUUUCACAAAAGAAAUUGUACCUGUUUUGGUUGCGCCACGGACAUGCCCUUGACUAGGAGAUGGGGAAACGCGGUAUGAGACAAGUUUCGACUGGUAUCGCAUCGCGACCGAUUGAGGUACCACACAACGGGUUUCGUUACAGCCAUCGCCAUUAGAUUAAGCUGACACGCUGAUACCCGAAAUACCGUUCAAAGCGGCGUUAACUCGUUCACGAUAAACUAUAAUCACUAGCAUCCAAAUCUUCAAUGCUAUAACUGUCCCCGAUGUUUGAUGACAUUUUGGACACAACCCCCCAUGUUACGUAUGAUAUGAGCAUAACUAGUUGCAUCUCGUUAACUCGAUCUCUUUUAGCUCAAUGAAUCGCUUAAGUCGAUGAAACUUCAUGGUUCAUCAAUAUCGACUCCAUGGUUUUAUAUCAACGCUCCGCUUACCUUGCACUUCAGAUGAAGGGAUAGGCGGUGGUUCCCAGGUGUUCCGUGUUAAUAAGGUUUAUACUGAUACUGAUAUUACACCGUUUAUGUCGAUAUGCUCUCACACAACCCAGGUAACAGAUAAUCAACUCGCCGAGUAUCCAUCAUUAUUUAUUGUUAUACAUUUUGUGUACUGAUUUGUGUUUUAUAGAAUUGUGUUUCAUUUAUGAUUAUUAAAUGAAUUUAUUAUAA
Haliotis rufescens (red abalone) is the source of this 3292-nucleotide messenger RNA. RefSeq names its product ADAMTS-like protein 5. Lineage: Eukaryota; Metazoa; Mollusca; Gastropoda; Lepetellida; Haliotidae. Gene Ontology annotation, cellular component: extracellular matrix. Gene Ontology annotation, molecular function: metalloendopeptidase activity; protein binding. The coding region runs from base 198 to 1922 and encodes 574 amino acids. The transcript has 10 exons. Gene Ontology annotation, biological process: extracellular matrix organization. The record is from RefSeq and is a predicted model, not a curated record.